UACAACUUUAUGUAACAGAUUGUGAACGAUUUUUUUAGUUUUUUUUACUUUUGAAUCUAAUGGAAGGGGGCUGGGUUGAAGCAAGAGAUACACUACGGGAAUGGAGAGACACGUCCGUACGGGACAGCGAAAGAAUUUCUGACCUGGGUGAACCUCUUAUUCUUGACCACUCGUCCAAGCUUGGUGAUGAGUUAUGGUUAGUAUGUGAACAAGUAUACAUUGCAGCUCUGGAUAUUGGAAAUUAUGACUUGGCGAAUGUCUGCAUUGAAAAGUUAAGUGACCGUUUUCCAAAAAGCUUUAGAGUUCAGAAGUUGAGAGCUAUGGAAUUGGAGGCAAAAGGACAGUUUGAUGAAGCAAUGGAAGUUUAUAAAGAACUGGAGAAAGAAGACCCCACUAAUGCGGCAAUACGUAAAAGGAAAAUUGUUAUUUUGAAGGCAAAAGGUUCUUAUGGGGAUGCAAUUAAAAGUUUAGUGCUGUAUUUACAAACUUUUAUGGCGGAUCAUGAUGCAUGGUUGGAGUUAGCAGAACUCUACAUUAAGUAUAAUGAUUAUGAUAAGGCAGCUUUUUGUAUGGAAGAGUUGUUACUUUCCAACCCUUUUAAUCAUUUAUAUCACCAGAGAUACGCGGAAAUAAAAUACACACAAGGCAGUCGUGAUGUAGCGCGACAAUACUUUGCUCAAGCUGUAAAACUGAGCAGUAAUACCAACAUGAGAGCCCUCUAUGGACUUUUUCUUGCGGAUGGCGAUGAUAAAAAGAAGGAUAACCAGUACGCUGCUUGGACUGCUAAAAUAAUCAGUGCGAAGUACAAGGAUGUCUGGUCAGAAGAUGGUUUUGAAUCGAGCCCGGCAUCAAAAAUCACCCCAGUAGCUGAUUUACCACAACUGACAGCAAGUGUGACCAAUUUAUUGGGUCAACUUAAACUGAGAGAAUCCACUGCAUGAGUAGUUUGAGAUUUUUAACCAAAAUGGUCAGAUUAUGUGAUUACUGCUAAAAAAUGCAACACAUUUGCAAUUUAAUUUAUUGUAUGUGUACAGAUAUAUAUGCGUCUUUUGAUGUUUUACUCUGUGUUAACUUUUUUUCUCACUAAUGCUAUAUUUUUUGUGAAGAGAAUUAAUGUUCUAGCAUGCCCACUUGUACUUGUGUAGACAUUUUAACUGGUACCACCUGUACAAAAAUAUAACAUGUUUGCCUGAAGACAGAAGUUAAAUAAUAUAUUUAAUUUAGCAAUCUUAAAACAUGACAUAGUAAAUCCAUUCUUCCCUGCCAGACUUAAAUACUAAAUCCGUGCAAUUUUCCAUAUUUUACUGAGGUGCAAGCUAUGCUAUGUAGUUCAACAUGAAAGUUUCUUUGUCCAAACAAUCACAACAUUUUUCUGUUUGAAUAAAAGCUGUUUUGUCUGU
Messenger RNA from Ciona intestinalis (vase tunicate), 1400 nucleotides. RefSeq names its product ER membrane protein complex subunit 2-like. Gene Ontology annotation, molecular function: protein binding. Lineage: Eukaryota; Metazoa; Chordata; Ascidiacea; Phlebobranchia; Cionidae. The record is from RefSeq and is a predicted model, not a curated record.